UCUUUGCAGCAGCAGUGGUGCCGGUAGUUUUACGUGUGGAUCUUGCGGCUGUCACUGGAUCAUCACUUUUGCAAAAUGCUGCUGCACAGGUUUUAACUGGAACAUGGAUGAGAGAACAUAUUACUCCUCACUGCACUGCCUGUUUGAAGGUGGCUUGGAGACAUUAGAAGCUGAGGACAGUUUUUGCCUGUCUCUCACACUUUUUGACUGUGGCUGUUUUGUCAUGGCAACCUCCUUGAUCAGUCGUCAGCUGGCUUUUUCUCUGCAGAAAAACUUGUGGCUCAGUGCUUCAGGUUGCAGAUAUGUGAGCAAAGCAGCAGCAAAGCCACAGGUGGAGUUUGACUACGAUGGACCCUCCAUGAAAACUACAGUCCCUGGUCCACGAUCAAAAGAGCUGAUGAAACAGCUGGGACAAAUACAGAAUACUGGUGCAAUCAACUUUUUCUGUAACUAUGAGGAGAGCAAAGGGAACUACCUUGUGGAUGUGGAUGGGAACCGCAUGCUGGAUAUCUACACUCAGAUUUCUUCCAUCCCAAUUGGCUAUAACCACCCUGCUCUCCUCAAAGUGAUGGCCAAUCCAAACAAUUUGAGUACAUUUGUGAAUCGGCCAGCCUUGGGAAUCCUGCCACCAGAGAACUUUCCAGACAAAAUCACUGAAAGUCUUCUCUCGGUGGCGCCUAGUGGAAUGACUCGUGUUCAGACAAUGUCCUGUGGUGCUUGCUCCAAUGAAAAUGCUUACAAAGCUAUUUUUAUCUGGUAUAGGAACAAAGAACGAGGCCAAAACACACCAACUAAUGAAGAACUGAACACCUCCAUGAUCAACCAGGCACCAGGUUGUCCACAACUCAGUAUUUUAUCUUUCAUGGGAGGCUUCCAUGGAAGAACAUUAGGUUGUUUGGCAACAACACACUCCAAAGCGAUCCACAAACUGGACAUUCCAUCAUUUGAUUGGCCUGUUGCCCCAUUCCCCAGACUACAGUACCCACUGGAUGAGUUUACCAGAGAGAACGCAGAAGAAGAGGCUCGUUGUUUGGAGGAGGUGGAAGAUUUGAUUGUGAAGUGGAGACAAAAGGGAAAACCUGUGGCGGGGAUUGUAAUUGAACCGAUUCAGGCCGAAGGCGGCGAUAACCACGCCUCGCCAGACUUCUUCCGAAGACUGCGCAAUAUUGCACGCAAGCAUGGCUGUGCUUUUCAUGUGGAUGAGGUCCAGACUGGUGGCGGAGGCACAGGAAAGUUUUGGGCCCAUGAGCACUGGGGUAUGGACGACCCUGCUGACGUUGUCUCUUUCAGCAAGAAGCUUCUGAGUGGGGGUUACUACCACAAGGAUGAAUUACAGCCAGACAAGCCCUACCGCAUCUUUAACACGUGGAUGGGUGACCCGUCAAAGAACUUGUUCCUUUCUGAGGUUCUCAAUGUGAUUCGGAGAGAAAAUCUUCUGGAGGAAGUGACCCGCUCUGGCAAAGCUUUGCUGAAUGGCCUCUACGAGCUACAGGCUCAGUACCCCAGCAUAUUGAGUCGAGCCCGAGGACAGGGGACCUUCUGUGCCAUUGAUGCCUUUGAUGAUGCCACACGUGAUAGGAUCCUGCUCAAGGCCAGAGACAAAGGCGUCCUCCUCGGGGGCUGUGGGGAUCGAUCAAUCAGAUUCCGCCCAGCACUGGUUUUCAAGGAGUAUCAUGUGAACCUCUUCCUCAAUAUUUUUAAUGAUGUGUUGGCACAGCACAAAUAGAUCCUUUCCAAAAUCUUUCCAAAACUACACAAUCCUGAGUUAAAUCAGAAUGGGGAAAAAGUAACUCUGGAUAGCCUAAGAAAAGAGAAGCACAAUCUAAAAAAAAUAAAAUUCAACUGGCCCUGAGCUACAGCUAAAAGAAGGCCAGUUGUAGUAAAUGCAAAUUUUGUAGAAUGUUCAUGUUUCUGAAAAAUAAAUCUGUUAAAAUAAGCCUAGAAUCUUUUUUAAUAUAGAUUCAUUUCUGUUCAUGUACAUGUAUUCAAGUCUGGUUGAAGUUACUUUUUCCUGGAAAACAACUACUUAAAGAAAACAGUAAAACAAUUUGUCUUUGUACAGAAAUGUUGGCCAGUCUGCACUGCAGAUGAUGAGACAUCACACAGCUGUAUUUUCCAAAAUCUUGCCAUUAUAACUUAAACUGUAGUAUGUCAUUUCACAUUCACAUAAAGUGUUGGUUUUUAGGUCAAAUUAAAGUACCCUCUAAAGCUAACGUUAGUUGUUUUUUGUGGCAAUGUUCUGCUUAAUUUUUGGAAUCGGGAAACAUGAAGUUUCCUUCACUCUUAAUCUGGCCUAAAUAACCUCUUCUUUUGAAUAUUACCAGGGAAAAUCUCCCUAAUAUGUAAAACACUAAACCUUUUUACAUUUAUAAAUUGAGAUAUAUGAGAUUCAUAAGUACGACUGCACAUGUGGUUGUUUUUCUGUAACAAUUACUAUAGCAAUAAACACAAUAAAUGUCUUAACUCCUAAAGAACUUUAGUUGUUGACUCAUAGUGUUGCAUAAAGGUGCUUUUAGUGCUCAAAUGCAAGCGUCACCUCACUGCAUACAUUCAUCCUGGCAGCACCUAUCCUGGAUACAGAGUACAGUGUCAGUGCUGACUCUCGUAUGAACACAAUCAUUCUAAACUGUCCGUUAAAACUGUCCAUAUUGUUAUGACUAUUGUGUUGCUCUUAAUAGUAAUAAACUUCAACUUGAAAUGAUGUAGCCAAGAAAAUGUGACUCUUAAAUAGACCAUGAAAAUGUCAUAGAUAAUUUAGUGCCUGCAUGUUAUUUUGGUGUAACAUUUUUUUUAUGCCCUCUGCUCAAAUGAGAGCCUUGGUAACACCAUUUACUUUACUCUUAAAGAAAAAGAGCUUCAUUGUGGCUGCCUGACAUUUUGUGGAAAUAUGGUUACUUUUCAUUUUCAAGGCUCACUUGUUUUUGAUUUCAUGUAAUACUUUUUAUUUGUGACAGUAUACGUAAAUAGUGCCAGUGUAUUAAGCAUAUGAAAUAGACUGUAGUCAUUAAAAGAACUGAUUUGAAAACCAUUAAAAUCAUAUAUUUAAUUAACUCUCCAGGAUGUACUUUGCUUUACUCGGUGUCACCUGGGACAAGCUAGAGCCUGAUGUCAUCCUAUUUGGGUUUUAUGUACAUUACACUUUGCAUAAAACCAUUUCUGAGUCUGACACAUGUCACGAAGUACAAACAAGGUAAUGUGCUCACUGUCAACCCGUACAAUAACCCGUACAAUCAUUAUGCUACUAUCUACACUGUUCACACAUAGAACAAAACAGACCCAAGUAAAAGUUUACUGUAGCUAGGUAAGCUUUUUUUUUUAAGGGGGAGUUGAACUUAACGCACAGGUCUAUUACAGAGGGUGGUCAAAAGCACACAUUAGUUUCUAUGUAAAGCUGAAAUAAAUGACCAAAUAACUUUAAAGCUGAAAUUCUUUUGACAUAUUUGGCAUUUUGAUUUUUUAAAGUCUGCUUCUGUAGAACGUCCUCAGUAGUAGUGAAUGUUCCAUGCAGCUUUUAGGCAAGUGUUAGGAAUGUGAUUCAUGUCUUUUCUAAUUAUGUCUUUAUUGUUUACCUAUUAGAGCGAAACACAAAUAAACAAUAUUUCUUCUCCUUUUUUACAUUUACGUUGCAUAAAUUUUACCCCUCUUAAUGUAGUGAAUUACAAAACAGUUCACAGGGUCAGUUCAUCAUCCUACACUUUAUACUGAACAUACAUGAAGGUUGGGUUGUAGGGUGGCAGAUGUCUCCUAAUGUGAUGGUGAUUUAGACAAUGGUGCCUGUCUUCUUGUUGUCAGUCAUUAUAUGGAGGAUCUGUAAUAAUCUUAAAAAAAAACAUUUACACUAAAUACUUGCACUUGUGAUUUAAUAUUGAUGGUCAUUGAUGUAAUCAUUAUAGAUUGUUGUCAAUAAAACAUUCUGUCCAUGUACUGUGAUUAAUAAAGUUUUGAGAAACUUGA
Messenger RNA from Oreochromis aureus, 3954 nucleotides. RefSeq names its product 4-aminobutyrate aminotransferase (gene abat). Gene Ontology annotation, biological process: GABA catabolic process. Gene Ontology annotation, cellular component: mitochondrion. The record is from RefSeq and is a predicted model, not a curated record. Gene Ontology annotation, molecular function: pyridoxal phosphate binding. The coding region runs from base 104 to 1726 and encodes 540 amino acids. Lineage: Eukaryota; Metazoa; Chordata; Actinopteri; Cichliformes; Cichlidae. The transcript is spliced from 17 exons.